This is a messenger RNA of Pedinophyceae sp. YPF-701, 927 nucleotides long. NCBI's taxonomy places the organism in Eukaryota, Viridiplantae, Chlorophyta, Pedinophyceae. The record is from the annotation of a GenBank genome assembly.
AUGGUGCUCCUGAGCUCGCUCCUCAGCAGCCCGACCGGCUCCGCGGUCCCCGCGGCCCGCAGCUACGGCGGGUUCCCCCUCUCCAUGCACGCGCUGGCGUCGUACAGCUCAGCCCCAGGCGAGACCACGUUCGCGGACAAGUACUCCAUCGUCCUCAACACCUACAAGCGGCGCCAGCUCAUGGAGGACUCCCUCGCGCACCACGCGGCGUGCGCGUCCGUCGACCGCAUUCACGUCGUGUGGUCCGAGGCCGCCCCAGCACCUGCGAAUUAUGUCGCGGACUCCGGGGUGGAGGUUGUGUUUCACGCCAUGGCUACCAACAGCCUCAACAACCGGUUCCGCGCGCUCCCGGGCGUGCGCACCGAGGCCGUGCUGUCCCUCGACGACGACCUGCGCAUCCCCUGCAAGGACCUCGACGCCGCGUUCGCCACGUGGCGGAGAUCUCCGCAGCAGCUCGUGGGAUGGUUCCCGCGCAUGGUUGAGCGGUCGAGAAGCCUCGACACGUGCCGGUAUACCUACAUGCGGCCGUUCUGGACCAUCGUGCAAGCGCGGCAGGUCAACAUCGUGCUCACGAAGGGCGCGUUCAUGCACCGCGACUGGCUCAAGGCCUACGAGGAUCUCGUCCCCGAUGCCGUCAAGCAUUACGUCGACGAGCACCGCAACUGCGAGGACCUCGCGAUGCAGGUCCUCGUCUCCACGGUCACGCAGACCGGGCCGGAGGUGGCAAUGAGCUACAACGUGCGGGAUUUGGGCGCGAGUGCGGCGCUGGCGAUCAGUCAGAAAGAGGGGCACCUCGAGGCGCGUCAGGAGUGCCUGUGCGCGUUCGAAGACAUCCUCGGCGGCGCGCUGCCGCUGCGCUCCAAGUCGCUGUCGCUCCGUGAGGCCGCCGCGCUGCUCUGGCAACAAAUCUGCAUCUCGGUGACCUAG